UAUAAUUUCUCUUUCUCCAUCUUCCCAAAAAUUAAUUUUUGGGAGUUACUGGGGGUUUUCGACUAAAACCGUAAAAGAUUCAAAAAAUUGCUGUGAAAUUGAUCUAGACGUCGUCCUGUACGCGAAGAAGUGUGAAUUGUGUUCGAGAUAGUUCUUAAAAUUGAAAAAUGUCUAUUGUUUCUUCAGUAGCUUUCGUCCCUCGUGGAUACGCUGCAGAAUUCCCCAAGACUUAUGAAUUAGAUGAAGCUGAAUACGAAAGAAUCAACAAUAUUUCCAAGUUGAAGUUGGAAGACGCUCGUGCUCAGCUUGAGAACCCAGAUAAUGAACAGGAAAAGAGCGAAGAUGUAGCUACUGAAUCGAAAGAUCAGACGGCUUCCUCAACCGCAGGGGUUCAAACGGCAGAAGAAAUAGACGAUGAACUCAAGGAAUACCAGUUGGAUAAUUACGACGAGGAGGAUGAGGAAGAACAAGAUGAUAGUUUGUCGGCAUUUAGCAAUAUUAAAGGAAUUCAAUACCACGAAAAUGGAGAAAACGAUCCUUACGUGACAAUGGAUGCACAGGAGGAAGAAGAAAUGGAGCGUGAAGAGAUGCAAAUUUAUCCUACAGACAACCUUUUGUUGGCUGCACGUACAGAGGACAACAUGUCGCACGUCGAAGUAUAUUUGUACGAAUCAGAAGAAGAAAAUCUUUAUGUUCAUCAUGAUUUUCUUCUUCCAUCCUUCCCUUUGUGUUUAGAAUGGCUAGAUUACAAAGUUGGUACUUCUGACGAUACACCAGGAAACUAUGUGGCAGUAGGAACAUUUGAUACUGAAAUCGAAAUUUGGAACUUGGACGUGGUCGAUGCAGUCUACCCAGCUGCUGUUCUCGGUGCAAGUGGUGCAUCUUCUACUUCGACUAAAAAAAAGAAGAAGGCUCCCAAAGUGAAUCCUGAAACCCACACCGAUGCUGUUCUUGCUCUUUCUUCAAACCGAAAUGCUCACAAUCUUUUGGCAUCUGGUUCUGCAGAUUCCAGUAUUAAACUUUGGGAUUUAGCCUCUUGUACUUGCGUUAAAUCUUUCACUUAUCACACGGAUAAAGUUUCUUCUUUAUCCUGGCAUCCCAAGAUGCCCUCUGUGUUGCUUUCUGGUAGCUAUGAUAAGACAGCCAGAAUUGCCGAUUUGCGUGCUGAUGCUGCUCCUUUAACGAUUACUAUUGACAGUGAUGUUGAAAACGUGGCUUGGGACCCUCACAAUGAAAACAAUUUCUACAUCGGUUCUGAUGCUGGUAUAUUGUACUAUUGUGAUGCUAGAGAUAUGAGCAAACCUGUUUGGCAACUGCAAGCUCACGAUGGUCCUAUUUCUUGUAUGAGCGUCAACGCUAACAUCCCUAACCUGAUCGCUACCGGUUCAACCGAUCGAAUGGUCAAAUUAUGGAAUACGUCCGAUAACACCCCCAAGCUGGCGGUUUCUCGUGAUCUUGACAUCGGUCGUGUGUUUACUUGCGCUUUUAUUCCUGACGAACCUGUUGCUUUCCAGUUGGCUGCUUCCGGAAGCAAAGGCCUUGUUCGUGUUUGGGAUACCGCAACUAAUUCUGGUGUGAGAAGAGCAUUUGACACCCGUGUCAACAAAGACUCUGCUUCUACUAAGGAACGGGUUGUUCAAUUAGAGGACGCAGCUGCCAAUGAUGAAUCGGACGAAGAUGAUGAAUAUGAGGACAUUGAAGCAAACGACGAAGAUGAUGAUUCUGCCGACGAUGUUGAAGAUCAAGAGAUGGCUUAAUUUUUAAACUAAUCAUCAUUUGAUUCGGAAUAAUUUGCUUUUAUUUUAAAUUGGCAUAGGUGUUGUGUAUCAGAAGUUGAGUAGACGUCUUGUUAAUUAUUAACAUUGCAAUGUGAUUUGCAAAUGGUAAAUAUGGGAUUUUUUUGGUUAGAGUCAAUAAAGGAUUGUUAAUAUUUUCUUCUUUAAUUAAUUUGAACGUAUGUG
Messenger RNA from Schizosaccharomyces octosporus yFS286, 1961 nucleotides. RefSeq names its product WD repeat protein. Gene Ontology annotation, molecular function: protein binding. Gene Ontology annotation, biological process: rRNA processing. The transcript has a single exon. The record is from RefSeq and is a predicted model, not a curated record. Bases 168 to 1757 code for a protein of 529 amino acids. Lineage: Eukaryota; Fungi; Ascomycota; Schizosaccharomycetes; Schizosaccharomycetales; Schizosaccharomycetaceae. Gene Ontology annotation, cellular component: nucleus.